CCAAUCUGAAAAUAGGUUAUCUGGGGUUGAUGGAGUUGUCAGCUUUCUUAAAGCAGACGAAAGUCCAAAAAAUGUAAUAAAAUGGAACUGAAAACACAAGAGCAGCUUGAAAGCCUUGGGAGUGAAGCAGACAGCGACUCCCUUCGGGAGCCGGCGAGCGCCAGGUCCCGGCAGGGGCAAACUUGGAGCUGGUGUACUCGGUGAGCGCCUCGGUGCCCUGGGACACGGCGCGCUUGGCCAGCUGGCCGGGCAGCACCAGGCGCACGGUGGUCUGGAUCUCGCGGGACGUGACGGUGGAGCGCUUGUUGUAGUGCGCCGGGCAAGGACUACGCCGCGGCCGCCGCCGCCGCCGCGAUGAGCCGGGAGAUGUCUUUGAGGAAGAAGUUCAAGAUGCCCACGGCCUUGGACGAGACGCCGGUGCACCUCGUACACCCACACGGAGCAGCUCUCCCUGCGGCUGCGCUUGCGCUUCUCGCGGCCCUUCUUUCGCACUUCGGUAACCUUGGGAGGCGGGGCGGACUCUGCAGGCUCAGGCAUGGCCAGCCGCACUGGCGACACAGACCCCCCGCCACCAAGAACGCAAGCACCGCCGCGGGACCGGGUUCUACCGGAAGCCAGGAUGCACUUGCACUUAGGGAGACCGAGCGCACAGGAAAGUUCCCAAGACGCUGCGUUGUGAUUCGCGAGUUUUCCGCGGCGCCCAACGCCAGGGAGACGAGAUUAUGUAAAUGAGUGGAUUCUGGCGGAGCUAUCCUAUUGGCCAUCCGGACAAACGGUACUUGAGCCAAUCAAAGUGCUCCGUGGACAAUCGCAGUUGUGUCUAUAAAAGGGUGAGGCGGCGGCGUCUUGGGCGACUUUCCCGGUCGUCAGGCAGGAGGUUUUUCUGAGUGAGUCCUAUCGGCUGCAGUCGCUGGCAUGUCUGGCCGUGGCAAGCAAGGAGGCAAGGCCCGCGCCAAGGCCAAGUCGCGCUCGUCCCGCGCUGGCCUGCAGUUCCCGGUGGGGCGAGUGCACCGCCUGCUGCGCAAAGGCAACUACGCGGAGCGGGUGGGGGCCGGCGCGCCCGUCUACAUGGCGGCGGUCCUGGAGUACCUGACCGCCGAGAUCCUGGAGCUGGCGGGCAACGCGGCUCGGGACAACAAGAAGACGCGCAUCAUCCCCCGUCACCUCCAGCUGGCCAUCCGCAACGACGAGGAGCUGAACAAGCUGCUGGGCAAAGUCACCAUCGCCCAGGGCGGCGUGUUGCCCAACAUCCAGGCCGUGCUGCUGCCCAAGAAGACGGAGAGUCACCACAAGGCCAAGGGCAAGUGAGGCUGCCGUCCGGAAGCCCAGCGCGGCCCGCGUCUCGAAGGGGCACCUGUGAACUCAAAAGGCUCUUUUCAGAGCCACCCACGUUUUCAAAUAAAAGAGUUGUUAACGACG
Messenger RNA from Callithrix jacchus (white-tufted-ear marmoset), 1419 nucleotides. Its product is annotated as histone H2A type 2-A. Gene Ontology annotation, molecular function: structural constituent of chromatin; DNA binding; protein heterodimerization activity. NCBI's taxonomy places the organism in Eukaryota, Metazoa, Chordata, Mammalia, Primates, Cebidae. The record is from RefSeq and is a predicted model, not a curated record. Gene Ontology annotation, cellular component: nucleosome.